GCUUAUUGUGCUUCGUCCUCCUUCGUCCGAGUCCCCUUGAAGAACAAUGAGGAUGUGGAGGACGUGCUGGGACAAUGAUGAUGUGGUUCUCAAAAGGAUAAAGAAUAGAUUGCUCCAGCGCUUCUCUCAGGGCUCUCUUUCUUGCUAAUUAUUCUAUCUUUCUCUCUUCACUGCUGACGACCGCCACUAGUUGGUGACUAGAUUUUUAUUCGCCGUCGCAGGUCGACUAUCAUCAUCUCAGAUGUCCUUCUCUUUUCGCACUCAAAGAGGAAUAUCUCCUCCGCCAGCAUAUCCAAUUCUUUCGCUCAUCUUCGUGAUAUUUAGGCUCCAGUUGUCAUCCCAAUCUGCUCAAACUGCUGUGGCUAAUGCAAAGGGUGACCUCUUGACCGCAUGUCAAGCAGCAGAGCAAGCUGCUACAGCUGCGGCUAGUGCUCCGCGGUAUAUGGCAAUUGCCUCAAAUCAGUUAAUCACGGAUACUAUCAAUGGCACCAUGAACGACGCGCGCGCAGCUCUGAUUCUCUCAUUGACUGUCAUGGAAGCAAUCAUCAACUUCCUUAUUGACAUCUACCGCUCUACGUUUUUAUGUUUCCUCGAACUGAUUGUUGGAGGUGGGCUUGCACUUCUCAUUGCUGCUGUUCAAGAGAUCACUUCUUUCUUGCAAAGUACCCUGACCAGCAUCGUGUCAGGUUUGCAGAACGAUGCCACUUCGCUCAACUCCGCCAUUACAACCAUAGUCGACGAGCUUAACAAGGUCAAUCCUUUCGGGAACAUCAAUGCGCCACAAUUCAAUGUCUCGAGCCUGGACUCUCUGUCCAGUAUCACUAUUCCAACGGAUUUUGAGAAUGCGUUGAUUCAGCUCAACAAUUCACUGCCGACUGUGUCGUCGAUCAAGAACUCUAUUGAAUCUCUCGUCGAUACACCUUUCGAGGCCGUGAAGUCUGAUAUCAAUAGCACGUUCCAAGGCCUUGUCUUUGAUGUAACGACACUUCCUAUCCCUGCUCAGAACUCGGUUUCAUUUUGCAACAAUUUGGACACGUCCUCAGUUGAUGAUCUCGGAAAUGACCUCCUCACGAUUACGAAGAUUUGCACCAUUAUAUUGAUUAUUCUUCUCCUCGCCCUGCUAGCAGGGCACUGUGCCCUCGAGUGGUACAAGUGGCGCUGCUUGCAGUUUCACCUCCGUCGCACUCGUGAGGCAUGGGUUUCUGAUCCCACCACGGUGUACACCGGCUCCGCUAGCGUCCCUUCUAUCACGCUCACUGACCACAAUCUCCUCAUGCUCCAGGCGGAUGCGCAACAUCCACUGCUUACUCGCAUAGCCAACACCCUCUCAGUUAAACUGCGCAUGUCCCCUUCACAACACACUCACCUGCGAUGGUUUCUGCACUACAUUUUCCAUGCGCCUGCACUUGCCUGCUUCUUGAUCGGUUUCUUUGGUCUAUUAUCCGUUCAAGUGCAGCUUCUUGCCGUCGGCCCUUUGGAAGCAAAGUACUCUGCACAAGCGGCUGCGAGUGUGCAGGAUCUCUCCAGCACGAUCUUCGCGCAGGUGAACAGUUCAAUGUACAACCAGUCCUCAUCGUACGCUGGCACCAUCAAUGCACGUGUUGAGACCGCUCAGUCCUCCGUCAACAACGGUCUGUUCGGCUGGGUUAAUGGCACCACCACGACACUCAAUACAACGCUGAACAACUUCUACACCGAUGUUCAGAAUAUCGUGGCGAGCGUGUUUAAUGGCACUGUCCUGGAGGACACUGCGCAGGACUUCGUUCGGUGCAUUAUCGGCUCGAAGGUCGAUGCACUCGAGGAGGCACUCACGUUCCUGAACGAGAACUUGAAUGUCGAUCUUCCGACUGUCAACGAGACCGUCUUGGUGCUUUCAUCGUCCGAUGUUAAUGAGAUCACUCAGCCAAUUGCAACCGCCGCGAUUGGUGGCGGGCAAAGUGACUCGAGUGGCCUCAUCGGAAAACUUGUGGCAACGUAUGUUGACUCCCUCAAGCAGGAGCGAAUCAUGUUUGUCCUGUUCCUGAUUCUCUGGGGCGUCGUCGUACUCAUGGGUCUUGCUGUUGUUUUAUGGCAUUCCUACGCGAGAAAUUGGGUUGAAGCGUACAAGAAGCGCAAAUGGCGCAAGGAGCAACGCGACGAUAUCGACGAUAUCAUAGCAGCCUUUCCCAAUGCACCGCCUAUCGUGCACGUCAGCAAGGAUGCGGAGAAGGGCGAGAAGACGCCUGAUUUAGGUCUUCGUUCGUUUACGCCUCUUCCUGAGCCGCGUUCAGCAUUCAGCCUUAAUCCAUUCAGCCGAUCUGCCAAUCAUCCGCUGAAAUCGCUUGAGCCUAGGUUUGAGAAAAGCUGGGAUAGCCUUGUCCGCCAGGGAGCUGAGCCGAAAGUUGAGCAGAACCAGCAGCCGUCGACACAUUCUCGCACCAUCAGCAGGCUGAUGCGUUUGAUGGGAGAGAGGAAGCAGGAUGGUGACAGUGGGGACAGAGAGGACUUUCCAAAGGUGGAAGAUGAACAACCCAAAUCGCACUGGUUCAAGCCCGUGACAAACCUCUUUGCGAAGAAGGCUGCUCCCUCUGAGGAAUUUGUCGUCAAUAGGCCGAUAGCCCGACCUCCUAGACCUCAAUUGACAAUUUCGACCGCGCAUACUUCCUCGUUCAAGCCGGAUGACCUACCACACAUUGAGCGAUCUCCGACUCGAGAAGAGCCUUCCUCUGCUUGGUCUGUCUCACCGACUCCACCCUCCCUGCCAUGGACGAAGAAUACAGUUGUUGCUACCAAGAACACAGCGCUUCCUUCUAUAUCCUUCUCACCACCGCUCCAUCCAGAGCAGCGCAGGAAAGCCAGCGUGCCUACUGACAUUGAGCCAUUCGACGAAUAUGGCUUCACUCCUCCGCAGGCCAAGGAACCAAGCCCGCUCGCCAUGCCGCUCCAUCACGCCUUCGAGCGGGUGCCCCCACAGCAUGCAACUGUCCCAUUGACGCUCUACCCGUCACAAGUGCAAGCUGCGCUCCUCGCUGCUAAGAACAAGCCAGCAAUGGCCCCUCCCCAGCCGGGGCUUGCGCCGUCCUUAAGCCUCCCACAAUCCGUCACUCCCGUAUCACGGCUUCUCACGACAGCUCACGCUCGGAAGUCUAGCAACACCAUAAAUCCGUUUGCAACUCCGUUUGACGACGACGCCUGUGCAGUAUCUCCGACGCAGAUGAAAAGGAUAACGAAUCCCUUUACUGGCCUUGCAUUGUAA
Messenger RNA from Suillus subaureus, 3235 nucleotides. RefSeq lists its product as uncharacterized. The transcript is spliced from 4 exons. Bases 242 to 3235 code for a protein of 997 amino acids. Gene Ontology annotation, cellular component: mating projection tip. The record is from RefSeq and is a predicted model, not a curated record. NCBI's taxonomy places the organism in Eukaryota, Fungi, Basidiomycota, Agaricomycetes, Boletales, Suillaceae.